Molecule: messenger RNA, 1389 nt
Organism: Colletotrichum higginsianum IMI 349063
Lineage: Eukaryota; Fungi; Ascomycota; Sordariomycetes; Glomerellales; Glomerellaceae
Product: Nucleoside transporter
Exons: 2
Coding region: 1-1389 (462 amino acids)
Biological process (GO): nucleoside transmembrane transport
Cellular component (GO): fungal-type vacuole membrane; plasma membrane
Molecular function (GO): nucleobase transmembrane transporter activity; nicotinamide riboside transmembrane transporter activity
Source: RefSeq, a predicted model, not a curated record
AUGGAGCGUAUCAGGGAACUCCUAGGAAAGCACCGCAAGCCGGAUCGCCAGGAGUAUGAGCCGCUGGCCGAAGAGGGCCGCGAGCUCGAGGGCUCCACGUUGACGGAAGGCCUUGAGGAGGUGCCCUUCUCCUGGACCGAGUACAUCAUGUUUGCGUGGUUGGGCAUGGCGAUGCUGUGGGCAUGGAACAUGUUCCUCGCGGCCGCGCCCUACUUCCAAGUCCGCUUCCAGUCCGACGCCUGGAUCUCGCAAAACUUCCAGUCCGCCAUCCUCACCGUCUCGACGCUGACCAACCUCACGGCCAUGCUGGUCCUCACAAACAUCCAGUACGCCGCCUCGUACCCCUUCCGCAUCAACCUCGCCCUGCUCCUCAACUGCGUCAUCUUCUCCCUCCUGACGGCCUCCACCUCGCUCGCCCUCGACGCCUCCCCGGCCGCCUACCUGGCCUUCAUCCUCGUCAUGGUCGCCUCGAGCUCCUGGGCCACCGGCCUCAUCCAGAACGGCGCCUUCGCCUUCGCCGCCUCCUUCGGCCGCCCGGAGUACAUGCAGGCCCUCAUGGCCGGCCAGGGCGUCGCCGGUGUGCUGCCCCCGAUCGCCCAGGUCAUCACCGUCCUCGCCGUCCCGGAGAAGGAUGGCGCCGCCCCCGACACGGGCGGCGACGCCAGGACCCUGAGCUCCUCGGCCUUUGUCUAUUUCCUCGCCGCCGUCGCCGUCUCCGUCUCGGCCCUGGCCGCCUUCAUCCCGCUCGUCCGCCGCCACAACCACAUCGUCGAGUCCCGCAUGGUCGACCACAUGGCCGAGUCGCUGACUUCGGUCCAGGAGGCGGAGCGCGCCGCCCGCAAGGUCGUCUCCCCGCUCCGCCUCCUCAAGAAGCUGCACUGGCUCGCCGGCGCCAUCUUCAUGUGCUUCGCCGUCGCCAUGUUCUUCCCCGUCUUCACCGGCAAGAUCCUCUCGGUGCGCUACCCGGGCGACGAAAAGUCCCCCACCGGCUCUCUCUUCCGCCCGGCCGCCUUCAUCCCGCUCGCCUUCUUCGCCUGGAACCUCGGCGACCUCUCCGGCCGCAUGGCCACCAUCCUGCCCUUCUCCCUGCGCCACCGGCCCGCCGCCCUCUUCGCCGUGAGCCUCGUGCGCAUGGGCUUCCUGCCGAUGUAUCUGCUCUGCAACAUUGGCGGCCGGGGCGCCGUCGUCAGCAGCGACUUCUUCUACCUCGUCAUCGUCCAGUUCCUCUUCGGCCUGACCAACGGCUGGCUGGGCUCGAGCUGCAUGAUGGCCGCCGGCGAGUGGGUCGAGGAGGGCGAGCGUGAGGCGACGGGCGGCUUCAUGGGCCUGUGCCUCGUGGCCGGGUUGACGACGGGCAGUCUUUUGAGCUUCACGGCCGGCGGCAUUUAG